AUGUCCAGUCAAAAUAAUCUUGAAGUUCAUCAAAUUGCUACUCAAAAAGAUUUAGAUGAAUAUAUGAAUUCAUCAUCUAUUAUUAAUAAAUUAUUACUUGUUCAUGUUGAAUUAGAAGAAAUACCUGUUUGUAAAACAGUCAAUGAAGCUUUAUUAGCUAUAAGUCGUAAUGAAGAAUUUCAUCAACAAUUGGCUAUAUGUCGUUUAAAUGCUGAUCAUUUUUCUGAUUUUCUUACAUUACAAAAUGUUAAUGCAGCACCAACAGUACUUUUCUAUUAUCAUACAAAAUUAAUUGAUCGUGUUGAUGGUUUUAAUCAAAGUGAUUUAUUAAAAAAAAUUCAAUAUCAUAUUAAUAAAAUUGGUCUUACACCAAUAACAACUGAAAUAAAAUCUAAUACUGAUAUAAAUGUUGAAAAUAGAAUAAAAAAUUUAUUAAAAUCAUCACAAGUUAUUUUAUUUAUGAAAGGUACACCAACUGAUCCACAAUGUGGUUUUAGUCGACAAGCAUGUCAUAUACUUGAUGAAUAUAAAAUAAAAUAUAAUUAUUUUGAUGUACUUUCUGAUCAAAAUUUACGUGAACAAUUAAAAAUAUAUUCAAAUUGGAAUACAUAUCCACAAUUAUAUAUUAAUGGUGAAUUAAUUGGUGGUUUAGAUAUAAUGAAACAAAUGAUUGAAAAUGGUGAAUUUCAAUCAAAAUUUCAACAACAAUUAAAAACAAAUGGAAAAGAUCAAAAUAUGAAAAAAUAUUUAGAAAAUUUAAUAAAUCAAGCACCAUUAAUGCUUUUUAUUAAAGGUACAUCUGAAACACCAAAAUGUGGAUUUACAAAAGAAUUAAUUAAUCUAUUAAAUCAAGCUAAUAUUAAAAAUUAUAAAACAUUUGAUAUAUUACAAGAUGAAAAUGUUCGACAAAAACUUAAAGAAUAUUCAUCAUGGCAAACAUAUCCACAAAUAUAUGUUAAUGGACAAUUUAUUGGUGGAUUAGAUAUUCUUAAACAAAUGAAUGAAGAAGGAACAUUAGUGCAAACAUUAACUGGAAAUCAAGGAGUAGCUGUUUGA
This is a messenger RNA of Rotaria sordida, 1056 nucleotides long. Lineage: Eukaryota; Metazoa; Rotifera; Eurotatoria; Philodinida; Philodinidae. The record is from the annotation of a GenBank genome assembly.